AUGCCUGGUUUCCAUCCACCAGAAGACUUUGAUUUCACCUCUCCUGAAAAGUGGCCGGCGUGGCGUGAUCGCUUCAUCCGCUACCGACUGGCAUCGGGACUUCACAAGGAGGACGACGCUGACGAGCGGAUCCGGGAUCGUCUCAUAUCCGGGAUGUCCGACAGGGAGCUGUCCCGUAAGAUCCAGCUCAAAUCGCUCGAGGAAGAGGUGUCGAUGAAUACGGUCAUUACUAUGAUGCGUAACGUCGAAAUCGUAAACAGCCGUGACAGCUCCGGUCCAUUUGAUGUCAACAGAGUUCGAGCACCGACGCAGCGCCGUUGGUGCUUCCCGAUCCCGACCCUGGAGCACCUGACGUCCAAGCUGGGCGGUGCGACACUGUUCUCCAAGCUGGACGCUUCUUCUGGCUUCUACCAGAUCCCGUUGGACGAAGCAAGCUCCAAAAUGACUACGUUCAUCACACCGUUCGGCAGGAAGAGGUUCCUGCGCCUGCCGAUGGGAAUCUCACUGGCUCCGGAGUGCUUCCAGCGAAAGAUGCAGGAGAUGCUGGAUGGACUGCCUGGAGUCAUCGUCUACAUGGACGACACGCUGGUUUUUGGAGAUGCAAGCAACCAUGACGCACGUCUCGAAGCCGUCAUCAGAAGAAUCCAUGAAUCUGGCCUCAAGCUGAACAAGACGAAAUGUGAGUUCCGAAGGGACGAGGUCAAGUUUCUUGGCAUGAAGAUAAGCAAGAAUGGCAUCGGCGUGGACGACGAGAAGCUCGAAGCGAUACAGCAGCUCCAGCAGCCAAAGAACGUCACAGAGCUCCGGUCUCUGCUAGGGGUGGUCAACUACCUCUGCAGGUUCGUCCCGCACAUCCAGGAGCGCCUAAGGCCCCUCAACGAUCUGCUGAAAAAGGACGCUGCGUGGAACUGGACGCCUCAGCAGCAGCAAGCACUGGAUGAUGUGAAAGCAGCCGUCACGUCCGCUCCAGUCCUGGCGUUCUACGACCCAGCGCGCGAGACAGUGGUCAGCGCAGACGCAAGCAGCUACGGAAUCGGAGGAUGCAUCCUUCAGAAGCAUGGUUCCAGCUUCAAGCCCGUCGCAUUCUGCAGCAGAAGUCUGACGGACACAGAGACGAGGUGGGCCCAGAUUGAAAAGGAACUACUCGCUGCAACUUGGACAUGCGAGAAAAUGCACAUGUUCCUGUCUGGACUGCCGUCGUUCGACCUACAACUGGAUCACAAGCCACUGAUCCCGCUCAUCAACACGAAAAAUCUCGUAGAUGCGCCAAUCAGGUGUCAGCGCAUGCUCAUGCGACUAAUGCGUUACAACGCAACAGCGGUGUUCAUUCCAGGGAAGCAGCACCUGGUACCUGACUUCCUCUCGCGUCAUCCACUCCAGAAGCACGAUGCGAUCGGCGCUGUGCAACAGGAAGACGUCCACAACUUCUGCAAGAGGGUCUUCGAUGACCUGCCCGCCACACCGCAGCGUCUGGUGGAGAUCAGCAGGGCUCAACAGGCAGAUGAACUCCUCCAGCGCGUGGUUCAGCAGACUCUCUCUGGCUGGAAGGAGGGAGCAAAGCACCCCGACAUGCUGGACUACUUCGCCGCGCGUGGAGAAAUCAGCGUUCUCUACCUGACAAGCGGCACACUGCUGAUGUACGGCCGCCGCAUCAUCAUACCGCCUAGUCUGCGUGAAGAGAUGCUCAACCGUCUACAUGACGACGGUCACUUCGGGCUCAACAAGUGCCGCCAGCGAGCAGCAGAAUCCGUCUGGUGGCCCAAGAUCAGCAUCGACUUGAAGCGCCACAUCGAGCACUGCGCGUUCUGCCAAGUGCACGCGCCCUCCCAGCACGCUGAGCCACUGGUAACGACUCCAACGCCGUCAAGACCGUGGAAUCACAUCGCAGCAGAUAUCUUCCACUUCAACAACAGCAACUGGCUCGUGACUGUGGACCUCUUCAGCAGGUAUCUGGAAAUUCAACGCUUGCCCAGCCUCACAAGCACCGCAGUCAUCGAGCGGCUGAAGCGCCUGUUCUCCAGACUGGGGAUACCGGAUCUGAUGACAACAGACGGAGGAACGCAGUUCACUUCCAGCUCAUUCGCCGACUUCGCAGCGUCGUACGGCUUCACACAUCGCGUCACUGACCCGCACACGCCAUCAUCCAAUGGAGCAGCUGAACGGGCCGUGAGGACCGCAAAGUGGAUACUUCGCCAAAAAGAUCCUCACCUCGCUCUCCUGAACUACCGAACAACGGCUGUGGAAGCCACUGGAUACUCCCCAGCCCGCCUUCUGAUGGGACGUGAGCUUCAGUCCCGUCUCCCCGUCGCUCAGCAGCCCGCCAAGAAGGCAUGGCGGCACGCGAAACUCCGCGAUGGGCGGAGAAAGAAGAAACAGGAGUCAACCGUCAAUCAGAGGCGAGGCGCCCGCAACCUGCCUCCGCUGCAGCCCGGCGCCAGAGUCCGGAUCAAGACAGAAAGGGGCAGCUGGUCGGAGCCCGCCAUCGUCACGCAAAGGCUCUCCAGACGCAGCUAUCUGGUGGAGCUCGGCGGCUGCCAAUAUCGCCGUCCCGGCACAGCACGGAACCGGGCAACGGGCAGCACCAGUGCCACCUCCGGUGGUGCCGCCGACAUCCGUGGCAGCACCACGCCCGGUGGUGCCGCCACCACCACCACAGCAGCUUCCGCCAGCUGCGCCGUCACCUGA
Messenger RNA from Amphibalanus amphitrite, 2685 nucleotides. RefSeq lists its product as uncharacterized. The record is from RefSeq and is a predicted model, not a curated record. Gene Ontology annotation, molecular function: nucleic acid binding. Gene Ontology annotation, biological process: DNA integration. NCBI's taxonomy places the organism in Eukaryota, Metazoa, Arthropoda, Thecostraca, Balanomorpha, Balanidae. The coding region runs from base 1 to 2685 and encodes 894 amino acids. The transcript has 4 exons.